This is a messenger RNA of Lingula anatina, 2834 nucleotides long. RefSeq lists its product as uncharacterized. Gene Ontology annotation, cellular component: cytoplasm. The record is from RefSeq and is a predicted model, not a curated record. NCBI's taxonomy places the organism in Eukaryota, Metazoa, Brachiopoda, Lingulata, Lingulida, Lingulidae. Gene Ontology annotation, molecular function: cysteine-type endopeptidase activity. Gene Ontology annotation, biological process: proteolysis.
CAGCUCUGUAUAGGUACCAAAACAAUAUGAAAAUGAAAGAGGAAGUGUCAGAAUUCAGCGGAUGAUCACAGGAAUGAACAGGUCUACCAAUGGUACCUUUUUACACAAGGAAUCUACAGCUGACAUAACAAAGCAAUGGGCAAUGAGAAGUCUAGGCAACCACUGGAUACCAAGCUCAGUGGAACAGGGCGCUGGGUCAUGGUCAGUCUGGCCCCAGCAGAGACCUUGACCUAUGACCCCAAGGUCAGCUUUGCAGUCUGUGUAGGUGUUGGUGAGCAGUUAGAAUUGGGCAGUAACCAUGUAGGACAGUCAGCCAACAAUGAUGCCAGAGUGAUAAGGGAAGUGCUGCAAGACCAUUAUGGAUUUUUGGAGGAUCAAACGUCCCUGCUGACCACUGACUGCCCAGAUAUUUCAACCUGUGCUGCCAUAAAGGAGGCAUUGCGGAGGAGAGCUAGACAGGUGUCUGAGGACGGAAUACUACUGUUCCAGUUCUCUGGUCACUGUGAUAAGAAACGCUCUGGACAGGUAUAUCUGGUACCUGCAGAUUUUACUCCCAAUGUCCAAGAUUCUGCUCUGUCUAUAGCAGACAUAGCUUCCUGUGUUGAAGGUACCAAGGUCAAGCAUUUCCUCAUCAUAGCUGACUGCUGUUAUGCAGGGCAAAUAGCUGAAAGUCUUCUCCAAGAAUCAACAGGGAAAGUAACUACACAUAUUGUAGCAGCCUGCAGUGGCAUGCAGAGAGCUUUACAUUAUAAAAAGAUUGGUCACGGAUUUUUCACCUACUUCAUGUCCAAAUAUCUGAGGGAGAGACAGAGGAAAGAAGAGACACCAAAGUUCCCUAUUUACCCACUGAUAGAGUACUGUAAACCAUUGUGCCAGGCAGUGGCAGUCAUCAUAAGCCCUGCCAAGGGAUGUGAUGUAUUGAUGGAGCCAGAAGCAACAUCUUUCAGUAACAAUUCACUUGAGGAAGAAGAUAACUUUGGAGGGCCCAGGACAAUUAGGAACUUAUGGCAGUUUGACCACAUCACUAAGUAUCUAAGCUGUAGCAGGCCUGCACAUUGCAUGACACGAAUUCCUGAUUCUGUGGACCUGGGUUGGCUUGACAUACAGGCCCGAGGAGCCCUGCUGACCCUCUACAAAGAAAGGCUGCUGUUUGCCCCAGAAAUGUACAACACUAUGAUGGUGUUCCUGUCCCAGGCCAUUGCUGCACUUUCUCAUCAGGAGCUGAAGAAGAUAGAUGUUUCUGGCACCCCUGAGUCCUUGCUGAAUGUUGACCUGUGUGUAUUGGCAUGUCUUUCCUGUGCAGAUGUGUUGGCUUCCAUUGACAAAAGAUUGAUUCCACAACUGCAACAUGUGAUGACAUGGGUUGAAUUCUACAUAAUAAAGGUGAAGGAUUUGCUGGGACUUGAUAUCAAGUCAGAGGAGUUAAGUGAUUUGAUGACCUUGCUGUUAAAGGUAAAUUCAGACACGCAAAAAUUUCAACCCUCUGAGGGGGAUAGUGCCGAUGGGGAGAAAGAGGGAACCCCUGAAGAAGAAGAACAAGAAGAACAAGAAGAAGAAAAAACUGAAGACGAAAAGGUGCAAAUGUUGUAUGAGAAGUUGGAGAGUUUAUCAGCUCUUAUGGAUCUUCCGCACAUUCCACAGCUUGAAGAAAUUGGUACUGAAUAGACAUUUGUAAACUGGAAGAUAGAUUUUUCUAAUUAAGAUAACAAUGCCAUACGUAGCUUAAGUUUUUUUUAAUACUAAUAUUUCUUACAGUUAAGUGUAAUUCACCAUGUUGUCUCCCCCUCUUGGAGAUUUUAUUCAGUCUGUUGAGAAGGCAGGUGGAACUGCCCAGUUUUGUUACGUAAUUUGCAUGGAUGACUAAAUUGUAAGGCCAGCAGUAGAUUUGAAAAAUGUUUGCUAUGCAAUGGUCUGACGUCAUUUGUUAGCUAUAUUUUUACAUGAAACAGAGGUGAUAUGUAAAGUUAAGGAUUUAAAAUUUUUUAAUCACUAUUUAUAUUUCAUUCUAUGAGUUUGGCUCCUAAAAAGAGUAGACCACUGUCACCAUGGAGAAGUUUAUAUGUAUAUGAAAAUUAUAUAUCCCAUUAUCUGCUCAGUGCCAGGGUUUGCAUCGCAAUUUGUAGACUGUGACUUAAAAGGGGCGGAGUACUUAAGUGUGUGAAUUUUUUUUCUUUGUAAGCUUUUUUCUAAACUUGUAUUUGUGUUGACAUAUCAGUUGUGCCCUUUUCUGUUGCUUGAAGGGGAGAGGGAUGGAAAUAAUGCUUGGUUUUGCCUCAUUUGGCUUAUUAGCCUUUUUUUGGGGGGGGUGGGGUGGUACCUCUAAAACUUCUGUGUGCUUCCACCCCCUCCACCUGAGAUCUGCCAUAUCGCGCACAAUAGCAUUCAGUGUAAGUGUCAUUCUUUGUGGCCAGAGAUUUAUAUACCAUGAUAAGGAUAACAUAUGUUGUGGUCAAGUGCCGUGUAUAUUUGGUGCACUAAUUUUAUUAGAAUAUUUGAAAAUAUCAUUUGUUUUUAUUUAUGAUUUAAGUACGUGUUUAUAGAUUUUAUUACUAAUUUAAUGCUUCUUUUGGCAUCUUUUUAAUGUUAAAUAUACAUGUACUUCAUUCCAUGAACUUACCAUAGUUGUGAUUCCAUGAGUAUUGUGAUGUGAUUUAUACACAGUACGACAAUAUUUUAUAUUUUGAUGUUUCAUUCAGAGUUUAUUUCCUUUUUCAAGAUAUUGAUUUUCUUGUUGAUAAUUUGUUAACAUCAUAACACCUUGAAAAUUAUAUUUCUUCUAUUAUGGUUAUUAUUAUGUACUUUUAAUUUUUGAAAAUUUCCAAACACCUACCCUA